Bacillus rossius redtenbacheri is the source of this 7848-nucleotide messenger RNA. Its product is annotated as solute carrier organic anion transporter family member 74D-like. Gene Ontology annotation, biological process: sodium-independent organic anion transport; transmembrane transport. The coding region runs from base 752 to 3289 and encodes 845 amino acids. The record is from RefSeq and is a predicted model, not a curated record. Gene Ontology annotation, molecular function: protein binding. Gene Ontology annotation, cellular component: plasma membrane. NCBI's taxonomy places the organism in Eukaryota, Metazoa, Arthropoda, Insecta, Phasmatodea, Bacillidae. The transcript has 12 exons.
GACCCGGGUAAAGCAUGGGUUUUAAAAUUUACAAUAUAUAGAAUGAUAUGAUGGAAUGUCAAUUAUAAACGAAUAUUAUAGAAAACCCCACUUUCGUUGAAAAAAACUAUUUACGUUAGAUAAUCAAACAAAUUUAUUAUUUGUUGUUUCUUGCUAGGCAUUUCAUACCAAGACCGAUGGUUAUGGCGUUUUGUUUUGUGUGGGGUUAAUCAGUUGUACUUUUUUUUCUUCUCCAGAUGUAGAUCCAGGGAGCGUGUACUUUUGGAAUGAAUUUUGCCACUGGAGAAUCUUACUGGGCAGUACACAAAUAAAAGACUGUUAUGAAAUUAUGCUGCUGUAACGAAAGUACAAGUGAUCCGUGUAAUAGCGAUUAUGGUGAUUUAGGGCAAAGUGAUAAUAGUUGACGGUUUAAAAAUAAUAAUUUUUAUCGUGUGUUUAAGCAGUUUUUUCUGAAGCAGACUCUACAGCUCCCAAUCAUUCAUCUUGAUGUUCUCUGUUUAUUUGGUAAGACUUAUUAAUUUUUUUGUUUUAGGUGUUUUAGUUAUUUUUAAAUUACACACGAAUAUUGUCUAACAAUCUCAGCAAAUCACACACCCAAGUGAUCUGCAAGAGGAAAGGUGUAGCACCUCCUAGAACACCGGUGAAAUAGAACUCUGAGCUGGAGAAACGUUUCAAACAGGUAGUGAUUGGUCAGGCGAGUUAUUAAUUGCUCUUUAUUUUUUAUUGAAUUGAGCAACACAGACCAUCAGAGAUGGGAAAGUGGCGGAGUAAGUACACAAGAGCUCUGGAAGAUGGCUCUGUACCCACUGAUGAUGUUUUGACUUUGGCUCCGCACAAAGAAACAAAUGUCGCUGAUCCUACUCCUAUUUUUGACUGCCAAAUAGAUAAUUUCUUACUCACUGGGAAAAAAUCUCUACUGGAUGAUGAUACAAUGUCAGUGUAUCGUGAUGUGUCGGCUGAGCACAGUGGUAGUGACAUGCUGGCGGACUCUCUCCCUAAUCAAAAGGAGUCACUACUCUCACACGAGAACUGUGUGACAAAUGGUGAAAAAUUACUUCAAAACAAUCUCUCUCCUGAUGUAGUUAAUGAUACGAAGAAUGAAUACAACAGUGAUAGAUGCAGAGAAUUUCCUGUAACUGACACUGAACGGCUCUACACUGAAGAGCCGGGUAGGAAGUUUGAUAGUGAUACCUCAAAAACUCUUCUUAACAGUUGUGAGUCGGAUCCCAAUGGUUUAAUGCACCUAGAUGUGAGCAAUGCGGAGGAAUUGAAGUGUGGACUGGGUCCGUGUGCACCCAGGUGGUUGCAGUGCUUUGCAUCCAAACAAGCCUUCUUGGUCACAUUUUGCAUAACGUGGGUUUUACAGGGGAUGUAUUACACGUAUUUCGUAAGUGUCAUAACUACAAUUGAAAAACUGUUCCAAAUACAGUCCAAAACUACUGGCAUUAUCAUGAGUGCUACUGAAAUUGGCCAAAUUGGGUCGUCUUUGCUUUUGACAUAUUAUGGAGGGCAGGGGCAUAGACCUAAAUGGAUUGCAUGGGGUAUGAUACUUUUUGCAGUGUCUUCUUUUGCAUGUUCUUUACCGCACUUUCUUUUUGGUAAACAGAUGAUUCAAGCAAACGAUUUGCUGUUCAGUGGACUAACAUCCACAGUUGUUAGUCCUUACGACACAAGUAAUAACUCAAGACCUGUUUUACCAAAUCUUUGUAUACCGAAACAUCUUAGUGAUGUUGCCGAAGAUUACAGUGCAUAUAACCGUUCGUUAGAUUGUGAUGAAUCUCCUUCUGGUGAAAGAAGAUUUCAGUCAAAACACACAACAAUUGUUUUGACUAUGUUUUUCAUCAGUCUUCUUGGUGUUGGGAUGGGCCAGACCGCUGUAUACACGCUCGGAAUUCCAUACAUUGAUGACAAUGUUGCAAGCAGAGAAAGCCCUCUGUACUUUGCAAUCACAAUUGGGGUGCGGAUACUAGGACCAGCUCUGGGCUUCAUCCUUGGCUCCGUUUGCACUCGGCUGUAUGCAGACUUAUCUGUGGAACCCAAUUUCUCACCAACUGACCCACGAUGGGUUGGUGCCUGGUGGUUAGGGUUGGUUAUGGUGUCAGGUCUACUUUUACUUGCCUCUCUGGCAAUGUUUUCAUUUCCCAAGAGGUUGAGUACAAGUCGAACCACUCCGAGAAUGCUGAAGAAAGGAAAAAAGAACCCUAGCCUUCGAGAUUUCCCAAAGGCGGUCAAACGAUUGCUGAAGAACGACAUUUUGAUGUAUCGGACAGCCAGCAGCGUACUGCAUAUCUUGCCUAUUGCUGGCCUGUAUACAUUUUUGCCUAAAUAUCUUGAGUCUCAGUUCAGACUGGCUGCUUACACUGCUAACAUGGUAUCAGGUGUAGGUGGAAUACUCGUUAUGGGUUUGGGCAUCAUCAUCAGUGGAGUCUUUAUCCUGCGAGUAAAGCCAAAUGCAAGAUUUGUUGCAGCAUGGAUUGCAUUUACUGCUGUAGUCUAUGCUAUAGGAAUGGGAAUUUUGAUGUUUAUUGGCUGUCCAAUGGAUGAUUUUGCAGGUCUACAGACAGAUGGAAGGAGACGUACCAGUUUCGAACCUGGGUGUGAAUCCAGAUGUGACUGUGAUAGAAGCAAGUUCAGCCCAAUUUGUGGUGAGGAUGGAAAGACGUAUUUCUCAGCAUGCCAUGCCGGGUGCCUUAAUACCACAGUUGUAGAUGGUAAAAUUCUAGAGUAUGGUAAUUGUUUAUGCCUGCAACAACCAGACAAUGGAUCGAGUAAUCAGACAACAAUGAGGAUGCUUCCAGACCAUAAACCAAUUGCAAAUAUUGGCUACUGUGCUCUGGAAUGUGACAACUUUGUGUGGUAUAUAUUACUAUUCUCAUUCUUUGUCUUCAUACACUCCACGUCUGAAGUGGGCAGUAUGCUACUGAUACUACGCUGUGUUGAUCCUCGGGACAAGGCUAUGGCCCUGGGACUCAUACAGUUUGCCAUUGGUUUAUUUGGUAAUGUUCCAUGCCCAAUUGUGUAUGGAGCUGUGGUGGACUCUGCUUGCUUAGUGUGGGAAACUGCAUGCGGCGAGCAAGGUGCCUGUUGGCUGUAUGAUAGCAGUGUCUUCCGGAUGUUUUUCCACGGCACAACAGGAGCCAUCUUGCUGUGUGCAUUCUUCGUAGAUUUAAUAGUCUGGUAUAAAGCAGAAAGUAUUAACUUUGUAGAUGAAAAACAACCUGACACAGAAAAAGAGGACGAGUUGUUCAAAUCCUCUUCAGUGAAAAACAGAUGUGAAACAAGCGUCUGACACAUUGCCGCCGGUCCAAGCACUAAUGGACAGGACUAGGCUAUUGUAUUUAUCACAUCAACGUUUCUGAGCGAUUUGUGCUAAGCUGUUAACAUUUUAAAAAUGUUAACAAGCAAUGGCUUGGUCUGUCCGUGCCUGGUCGAUAAAAUGAAGAUUGAGCUCUUGAAAUCAAGAGAAAUAGUAUAAUUUACAGCUUAAAGAUUGUUUUGUUUUAUGUACAUCUAUCAUUGGCUGUGUUUUGGUCAUAAAAAUUAAUAUGCACAAAUUGUAAGAAGGUACCUAUCUGUUUGAGUUUACAUCUGUUUUAUUACUCGUACAAUACAUCACUUCUUGGUUUUAGAUUAUUCCAAUUUUAAUAUCACAUUAGAAAUGCUAGAGGAAAACAAUUAGUUUUAAUUAUUUUUAAUAAUGGUUCCUGUUUGCUAUUAAAAAAUUGACUGUGCUGGCUAAUGCACAAGCAAGGGACCCCACCAAGUGUUUAGUGCAAUAAACUGGGUGUUUUAAUUUUUAACUCCAGUUAGUUAUAUACGUAAUCAUUGUUUACUCGUAAGUUAAACAAUACUUUGAAAGGAGUGUUUCGUUUUUGAGCCUGUUAAUUUUAGGGUUUUUUUUUAUACUGCAUGCCAUAUAUCUGUGAGCCUGGGUAGUACAAGGUAGUGGAGUGCAACUGUCGAUUUCUGAAUUUCAUGUGGUUGAGCUGGCGAAUAGAGGUUGUAACCAAGCCACGCCACUUUAAGAAUAACUGGAAACAUUGACUUUGGUAAAAACGAAAAAGAAAAAAAAAUAUUGCUCUUAAGCUUGCAGAAAUCUGACACACAGUAUAAAAGUAGCAUUUCCAGGUGAUGUCAUUUCUGUAGAUGUGAUCAUCUUCACACUUAUUGGGAAAGUAAUUCUUUCCCUUGGUUUUAACUCAUGUGCAGUUUUUUUAUUUUUUUAAUUUACAGGUAAACAGUAGUAAGACUGUUUUGAGGUAGUCAUAAACAUUGCUGUUUGAACUUUUAAUGAUUUAACUGAGGUUUAGAGCCAGUUUCACCAACCAAGAUUACAAAUGUUAUCUAAUUAAAUUACCAAACUGUCUCAAUCAUACGCCUUUUCUAGUCACUAUAAAAUCUUUGCCUAUCGUAUUGAAAUAUUUAAAUCCUUGAUUCUGGAAAUUUUAUUGUUUUUAUCUGACUCAUGAUUGGAUACACAAGGACUCAAAAUAUGUAGAAAUAUAAUUUUAUGAAAAGUAAAAUGAUUUAAAGGAAUUUAGAAUAGCAUUUUGACCCCAUGUUGUUAAUUUAUGAAAAAAUUAAUGUAAAUUGUAUGCUAAAAUACCUUUUGAAAUCAUUGUAAAACAUCUACAUGUAAACUGUGGGUAAAAUCUAUAUCCAGUAAAAAAAUUUUUGUUUUAAAUUUUGUUUCAUAAAAUUCCAGCUUAUCAUCUUAAACAACUUUUAUGCAGAUUUUUAUGGCUAUGAUACUGUGAUAACUAAAUAUAAGUGUUAAAUAAAAUUUAUAUAUUUUUUCACAUAAGCUUUGGAUGAUGAGACAAAGAUUUUAUGGGCUAUGCCGGGGUUUGCCGGGGUUUGGAAUAGAACCUUUGACCUUCACUUGACAUUUGAGUGAUAUGUCCACCAAAUCCCCAAUUGUGCAGAAGACAAAAUUUUAGAAGUUAGGUCCUUAGCUAAUGACAAGAAAAGAUGAUCUUUCAACCGUGCGUGCAUCAUUGUUUUAUUCAUAUUUUUCCUCAAACACUUAUUAUGCUGACAAGGUACAGUAAUAAAAUUACUGCUUUGCAUUUGUUCUACUUCAAUUCACAAUUUGUGUGGCACCACUAGCUAAAUUAGGACUCAUGGCUGUGCAUUACUCUUAUCAAUGUCAAACAUUCAGAUUGUCUUUAAGAUGAAUAAAUUCGUACAUUUUCAAUUACGUAAAUGUAAGUGAACAACAUUUUUAUCUUUGAAAAUGGCUGCCAUAUUGAAGGUGUAGGGUUGUGUGCAUGUUAUUGAGAAAUUUAAAAAGGAAACAUUGCCCAUUGUUGGUGUUUGUAUUCAUUUUUCAGAAUGUCUGCUAAGUAGAGUUUUUUAGCUUCAUAAGAACUAGUAUCUGUGUGCCGGAGAAUUGAAAGUCGGUCGUUGUUUGGGGAUGUCUGUUUUUGGGAAGCGUCUGUUACUGGAAGUUUAACUGUAAUUAUAUUCACGUAACUAUUGUUUAGUAAGUUGGGAGGGUAACCGCAUGCAUGGGAGCUUGAUACAUCUUUAUUAUUAUGAAUAGAAUAGAAUAAUAAGUUUUAAAAAAUUAUCUUAGAAACUAAUUGCUUUAACAAAAUGCAGUGUAGAUUUUGUGACAAAAGCACUCAAAAUUCUAUAAUUUGAGUCCAGGAAUAGAGGAAAAGACAAUAUUGAGGACUUUCUGGCCUUCUAUUUAUAAAGAACUCCUCUGUUACUAACACACAAUAUUGCAGUCCCUUCAGUUUUGCUAUAUAGAGGUUUUACUGUUUUGUUCAUUGCUGAUUGUAUACCUGCAAAGAGCAGACUGCAUGACUGCAAUUUGAUAAAAGCUAGCAUGGAUAGGCAUACAUUCAAAUAGAAGCUCAUUCUAUGAGCAUAAUCACCUGUUUGUUCAUUCUUCCAACUGAGUUUACUAAUGCAUAGAAAUUAACUAUUCUCUUAGUCUUAAAAAAAAUUAAUUAUACACUACUCUUGGCAACUAAAACUUUUGCGCAGAUUUUAGUACGUAAUGAACUGGCAAGCACCUUUAAUUUUUACAUAUAUGAUCAUAAAAAGAAGUAGCUGGUCUGAGUAUUUUAUAUCAUAAUAAUAUUCUGUUUAAGCAUGAUAUGCAGAAAUGACAUCACAAAAAAAAAAUACAAAUUGUGUUAGGUGCAGCAUGUUAAGAAUUUGCUGUGAAAACAAAAAGUUAGCUCAACCAAUUGUGUCAUCGUGCUGUUCCAAAGUGUAUUCUUUGGAGGAAAAGGAUACGUUUCAUGUGUCCAUUUAUGUGUCAGCCCAAAGCCAUGAAAUAUUUGUGUUUAUCAAAUAAACUUUUAUUACUCGUUUUUAUUUUAGUUUGAAGUAAUACAGAUUAGGUGUAAGAAAAUGAGGCAACUGAUUUUAAAUAGUCUUAAAUUUCUUAAUAGGAUAGCAUUAUGCAAUUAAGGGUUUUUAUCAUCACCCAUGAUAGUGUGAUCAGGCAAUGUUUUACAAUUGCAAGCUGAAGUACUGGUCAGACAUUUUGAUUGUUGUAUUUUGUAUGUUUUAUUUUGUUAUUAAAUGUAUAUAAGUAAUUUUACUAACUGUAAAUUAACAUGCAACUACUUGUUUUUUAGAUGAAUGUAAUGUGCUUGACUGUCAUGUAAAACAUCACUGGCCUAAUUAUUAUGAAUAAUAUAAUACACAGUUACAUCACAUUGUGCCCGCACAAAACAAUAAGUUAAUUUCUCUUUUUGUUGUUCAAGUAAAAACAAAGAUCCUUCAUUGUUUGUUCCUUUACAUGAUAUUUAUAAAGCAGCUGAAUUGGGAAUAUUUUCUAUGAUUUAAUGAAUUACUAAUGAUAGUAUCAUUGUGUUGGGAGUUAAAAUUCCGUCCUCUGGAUUUUAUGAAAUUUUUAUGUCCUCUUUGUUGAUUUAUUUUGUGCAUACCUCAGUUUUUGAUAGUUUUACAGUUUGAAAAAACAUAUUUGUUCUUUGAAACAAAGUAUAACUACUUUUUAUUAUUUGGUUUUAUUGUUUAAUUGAAUGAUCAGUGUUUUCAAAUAAAUUUUUAUAAUUAUAGACAAGAGUUUAUUGAUAUUACUAUUGGCAGUAGGCUAUAUUAUAUUUGAAUUUCUUAUGUUUAAUUAUUGACUGUUUUCACCGUGAUAACCCAGUUAUUUUUGUAUUAACUAUGGAAUGAGUUUAAAUUAGAUAAUCAUAUUGUGACAAAUACAGGCCUGUGUUUAUUAUAGUCUGGAUGUCCUAUCAAUUUAGUCAUUUUGUAUACAACCAUGCAAAGUAAAAUCAAAUGCAAUACAAUCCCUUUUAUCUGUCCCCUUAAUUUUAGACAUUUAUUUUUAUUUACUGACACUGUAAUUUGCACCUAUUGCAUUUUUAUUCCAGAAAUUAUGUAAAAUACAUAAUUUUUUUUAUUUUUCUCCUACUGCUAAAGUAAUUAGAGAAUUUUUCGAAUCUUUAUUUUUGUUUCUUGCUUUUUCAGAGGCAUGGCAUUUCAUUGGUGUUAAUGUCUAGGUGCAGAGAAAGCGGUAAAUUUUCUUGUUCCUUAUGUUGCCAUUGUAAACAAAUUUGUCAUUCCAGACAUUAAACAUUUUAUACUUUUAUUAAUAAAUUUUUUUUAUUUAUUUGUUUUAUAUUUAAACUGCUAGUGCGGCCUUUUUAAUUUUGAAGCUUAGCUUAUUUUAAAUCAUCCACAGACAGUGAUUAAUAUUGUACAAAGUUCGUUAGCAUUUUAUGUGUGUGCGUAUAAUUAAUUUAGGUAGUGAUUAAUGUGCUCUGGAGAUGAGAGCUUUUCUGCAGAACUUUAUUCAAAUUAUUGUAAAGAAUCUGGUAGUCAUUUUAUUAAAGAAAGUGGAAUGUUUUGAUA